This is a messenger RNA of Grammomys surdaster, 753 nucleotides long. RefSeq names its product prolactin-7A2-like. The transcript is spliced from 6 exons. Gene Ontology annotation, biological process: response to nutrient levels; mammary gland development; female pregnancy. Gene Ontology annotation, molecular function: prolactin receptor binding; hormone activity. Gene Ontology annotation, cellular component: extracellular region. The record is from RefSeq and is a predicted model, not a curated record. Lineage: Eukaryota; Metazoa; Chordata; Mammalia; Rodentia; Muridae.
AUGCCACUGCCUUUCUCCCAACCAUGCCCUUGGGCACUUCUGUUGCUGGUGGUGUCAAACCUCCUUUUAUGGGAGAAUGUGAUCUCUGGAACUUUGAGUCGCAAUGAGGCCAGUGAUGAUCCACUAUCCAUCAAGGGACUAUUUCUUAAUGCCACAAGACUGUCUCAGAAUAUCAGGGACCUCAACAUGAAGUUGCGCAGGACAUAUACUGUCAAUGAAGUCUCUGAAAACUUAUACCAUAAAUAUCUGCUUGAGUUUAUUGAGGAUAUGGAGUUUCUGGUCAAGGCUCUCACCUGCUGCCACAAUUAUUCCAUCAAAACUCCAGGAAACCUGGAUGAAGCCCAACAGAUCCCUUUUAACGACUUUCCAAAACUGAUCCUCAGUAGAAUGUGGGCUUGGAAUGAAACUUCUAAAACUCUACUGAAAAUACUCAGAAGUAUUCCAAGAAUGCAUGGUGAUGUCAUUUCAUUAGCCAAAGACAUUGAAACAAAACUUGCAGAGCUUUUUGAGUACAUCCAGAGAAUACUCAGCUUGAUUUAUGGGCCAACAGAAAAUGUUGAUCACACCGUCUUUUCUGGUCUUGAAGACUUAAAAUCAUCUGAUGAAGAACUUCGCCUUCUUGGUCUUUGUAAAUUUUCCUAUUGCUUACGUGAAGAUAUGUAUAUGGUUGAACUUUAUCUUAAGCUAUUUGAGUGUGUAGUAUAUAUUAGUAGUGACGAUUGCUUAUCCAGCACUAUUUGAGAUGCUUCAUGA